UUACAGCACUUCCCACUACGCUCAAGAACAUCUAAAAUCAUAAUCUUCACUUUCUAAGCCAUGGCUUCCUCUGCUAAAAACCUUUCUUUCCUAUUCCUUCUCUUCCUCAUCUUCUCUCUUCAAAUUCAUGCUAGGGAGAGCCAAUUCUUUAGCAAGGUCACCCGUGAUAACAACAACAACAACAACACCAACAACAAGAACACCACCACCAAAGAGAGUGAAAAACCUUCACAUACCCAGGAUGAAGGGCCAAACUUCACACCACAGAACCACAAUGGAUUUGGCCUCUAUGGUCAUGGCACAGAGCAAUUCUCACCCAACUCAGUCAAUGAUGCUUACUACACUCCUACCAAUUUCCCUAAGAAGACCACCACCACCACCACAGAGCUUUACACUCCUGAAAACUAUGAGCAAAAUAGCUUCAACUACAAUGGCUAUGAGAACAAGCAACAAGGUAGCAUGAGAGACUCCAGGUAUGUGGACACAUCUUACCUCAACAACAACAACAAUUAUUAUAAUGAGAAUGAGAUGAAGCAACAGGGCAUGAGUGACACAAGGUUCUUAGAGAAUGGCAAGUACUUUUAUGAUGUCAACAAUGAGGAUGUCUACCAUGAUCGGUACCAUAACCAAUAUGAAUCACCAAAGGAAAUCCACAAUGGAUAUGCUUCUUCAUACAGAGGAGUUGAAUCAAAGAACAGGUACAACAACUAUGGAGGGUAUAAUGGUAACAAUAAUGCAAACACUUAUGAGUUCACCAACUCCAUGGAUGGGUUUCAGAAUCAGAAUGAGGAAUUCCUACAGAACCAGGAGGAGUUUGUGCCAUAAA
Telopea speciosissima is the source of this 826-nucleotide messenger RNA. RefSeq names its product protein E6-like. The transcript has a single exon. NCBI's taxonomy places the organism in Eukaryota, Viridiplantae, Streptophyta, Magnoliopsida, Proteales, Proteaceae. The record is from RefSeq and is a predicted model, not a curated record. Bases 61 to 825 code for a protein of 254 amino acids.